AUGAAGCUCCUGACAGCGGUCUUCCUCUUACUCGUCCUUGUCAUCUGCUUUGCCAGCGUAGAAGGAUCAAAAUGCAAGUGCUUAAGAAAGGGCCCCAAGAUUAGAUUCUCUGAUAUUCAAAAACUUGAAGAGAGACCAAAGUAUCCGUACUGCAAGGAAAGAAUGAUAAUAGUCACAAUGAAAUCCCGAUUCCGAGGAGGCCAUCAAUACUGCUUGCAUCCUAAGCUCCCAAGUACAAAAAGGUUGCUCAAGUGGUAUACAAUAUGGAAAGAGAAAGAAAGCAGCAGUCGUGGUUGUUCUGGUGGCGGCGGGAUUUCCUUGGUGUCUUCGGUGGCGGCCACCCCUGCUGAGGCCCUGCCCCUGAUGAAGAAGCCAAAGAUGGAGCAGAUCCUGGCCGACCACGGGCUCUUCUUCCAGGCCUUCAAGAGCAAGUGUGGGGUAGUUGGGCGGGAAGGGAGGAAGGGCCGAAAGUAG
Varanus komodoensis (Komodo dragon) is the source of this 474-nucleotide messenger RNA. RefSeq names its product C-X-C motif chemokine ligand 14 (gene CXCL14). Gene Ontology annotation, molecular function: chemokine activity. Gene Ontology annotation, biological process: antimicrobial humoral immune response mediated by antimicrobial peptide; cell chemotaxis. The record is from RefSeq and is a predicted model, not a curated record. Lineage: Eukaryota; Metazoa; Chordata; Lepidosauria; Squamata; Varanidae. Gene Ontology annotation, cellular component: extracellular region. The transcript is spliced from 4 exons. Bases 1 to 474 code for a protein of 157 amino acids.